Messenger RNA from Vicia villosa (hairy vetch), 1500 nucleotides. RefSeq lists its product as uncharacterized. NCBI's taxonomy places the organism in Eukaryota, Viridiplantae, Streptophyta, Magnoliopsida, Fabales, Fabaceae. The transcript has 2 exons. The coding region runs from base 1 to 1500 and encodes 499 amino acids. The record is from RefSeq and is a predicted model, not a curated record.
AUGGAGGCCAAAACGGCAAUUGCGGUUUUCAAUCAAGGAAGCAACGAGUCCUUAAAUGAUGCUUGGGAAAGAUUCAAAUCCAUGCUUAGAAAAUGCAAGGGUCAUGGUUUUGAUGAUCUCACUCAAAUCCACAUCUUCCGAAAUGGACUUCAACCGGUGCACAAGACACUUUUGGAUGCUACCGCGGGUGGCUCUCUAAUGUCAAAAAGCGCGGAGGAUGCAAUAAUGAUAAUCGAUCGUAUGGCACUCAAUGAUCUCCAAACUCAACAUGAUAGGAGUCCAUCACAAAGGAAGCCGGGUGUUCUCGAAUUAAACACCAAUGAUGCUAUCCUUGCUCAAAACAAGAUUCUUUCUCAACAAGUUGAGUUACUCACUAAGCAAAUGUCGAAGCUUCCACAACAAAUGAAGGAAAUUCAUGGGAUGCAAAUGACUUCUCACGUAGCAAGUUGUGAACUUUGUCAAGGUUAUCAAAGGCAACCUCCACCUCACAAUAACCCGUACCAAAGAAACAACCAAGGAUUUCAACCCUCAAGAUUCAACAAUCAACACUAUCAACAUCAAAGUCCUUAUCAAAGCCCAAAUCCUCAAGUCCAAGGUCAACAAUCUCAAGGUGGGAGCUCAAAAUUGGAAGACACUCUUACACAAUUCAUGCAAGCAUCCAUGGCUAACCAAAGGAGCAAUGAAGCGGCCAUAAAGAAUUUAGAAAAUCAAGUGGGUCAACUUGCAAAGCAAUUGUCCGAGCAACAACCGGGAGCAUCCUUUUCCGCCAACACCCAAACCAAUCCUAAGGAACAUUGCAAAGCCAUUGUUACAAGAAGUGGGAGGAAGGUGAAUAAUGGUGUGAAUGAAGAGGUCAUAGUGGAAGAUGAGGAGGAAAUAAUAGUUGAAGAUGAAGAAGCGGAUGUGAUAGUUGAAAAUGAGGGAGAAAAGAGUGAGGAGAAAAUAGAGGAAGAAUUAGUUGAAAAAGAGCGGAAAGAAAAAGAAGAAAGAGAGAAAAAUGACAAAAAAGUGAAGAGGAAUAAAAAGAGAAAUGAGAAUGUGAGCACAAUUCCUCUCCAACAUCUACCUUACCCACAUGUGCAAUCAAGGAAGGAAGACGCAAGGCGCUACGCUCGAUUUAUGGAUAUAUUUAAACAACUUCACAUAAAUAUUCCAUUUUCUGAAGCAUUGGAGAAAAUGCCCAAGUAUGCAAAAUUCAUGAAGAAGAUGCUCACAAAGAAAAAUAAGUACACGGAUGAAGAGACAGUUGUGCUUGAUGCUCAUUGUAGUGCAAUUAUUCAAAAAACUCCCCCAAGAAAGGAAGCCGAUCCGGGACGAGUCAUUUUACCGAUCACCAUUGGAGGUAACUACAUUAGUAAUGGUUUGGUUGAUUUGGGGUCUAGCAUCAAUUUAAUACCUUUAUCCGUUGUCAAGAGAUUGGGGAACAUUGAGAUGAAAAACACCAGGAUAACUUUACAACUAGCCGAUAAGUCUAUCAUUUCACCAUAUGGAGUUGUAUAA